This is a messenger RNA of Orycteropus afer afer, 1630 nucleotides long. RefSeq names its product YES proto-oncogene 1, Src family tyrosine kinase (gene YES1). Gene Ontology annotation, biological process: cell differentiation; innate immune response; protein phosphorylation. Lineage: Eukaryota; Metazoa; Chordata; Mammalia; Tubulidentata; Orycteropodidae. Gene Ontology annotation, cellular component: extrinsic component of cytoplasmic side of plasma membrane. The record is from RefSeq and is a predicted model, not a curated record. Gene Ontology annotation, molecular function: non-membrane spanning protein tyrosine kinase activity; ATP binding; signaling receptor binding.
GAUAAUGGGCUGCAUUAAAAGUAAAGAGAACAAAAGUCCAGCCAUUAAAUAUAGAACUGAAAACACUCCAGAGUCUGUCAGUACAAGUGCCAGUCAUUAUGGAACAGAACACACUUCAGUGGCACCAUCAUCUUCAGUGAAGGGGACAUCUGUUAAUUUUAGCAGUCUUUCCAUGACACCAUUUGGAGGAUCCUCAGGUGUGACACCUUUUGGAGGAACAUCUUCCUCAUUCUCAGUGGUGCCAAGUUCAUAUCCUACUAGUUUAACAGGUGGUGUUACUAUAUUUGUGGCCUUAUAUGAUUAUGAAGCUAGAACUACAGAAGACCUUUCAUUUAAGAAGGGUGAAAGAUUUCAAAUAAUUAACAAUACGGAAGGAGACUGGUGGGAAGCAAGAUCAAUUGCUACAGGAAAGAAUGGUUAUAUCCCUAGCAAUUAUGUAGCGCCUGCAGAUUCCAUUCAGGCAGAAGAAUGGUAUUUUGGCAAAAUGGGUAGAAAAGAUGCUGAAAGAUUACUUCUUAAUCCUGGGAACCAACGAGGUAUUUUCUUAGUAAGAGAGAGUGAAACUACUAAAGGUGCUUAUUCCCUCUCUAUUCGUGAUUGGGAUGAGGUAAGGGGUGACAAUGUGAAACACUACAAAAUUAGGAAACUUGACAAUGGUGGAUAUUAUAUCACAACCAGAGCACAGUUUGAUACUCUGCAGAAAUUAGUGAAGCACUACACAGAACAUGCUGAUGGCUUAUGCCAUAAGUUAACAACUGUGUGUCCAACUGUGAAACCGCAGACUCAAGGUCUAGCAAAAGAUGCUUGGGAAAUCCCUCGAGAAUCUUUACGACUAGAAGUUAAAUUAGGACAAGGAUGUUUUGGUGAAGUAUGGAUGGGAACAUGGAAUGGAACCACAAAAGUAGCUAUCAAAACACUAAAACCAGGUACAAUGAUGCCAGAAGCUUUUCUUCAGGAGGCUCAGAUCAUGAAAAAAUUAAGACAUGAUAAACUUGUACCACUAUAUGCUGUUGUUUCUGAAGAGCCAAUUUACAUUGUCACUGAAUUUAUGUCAAAAGGGAGUUUAUUAGAUUUCCUGAAGGAGGGAGAUGGAAAAUAUUUGAAGCUCCCACAACUGGUUGAUAUGGCUGCUCAGAUUGCUGAUGGUAUGGCAUAUAUUGAAAGAAUGAACUAUAUUCACCGAGAUCUUCGGGCUGCUAAUAUUCUUGUAGGAGAAAACCUUGUGUGCAAAAUAGCAGAUUUUGGUUUAGCAAGGUUAAUUGAAGACAAUGAAUAUACUGCAAGACAAGGUGCAAAAUUCCCAAUCAAAUGGACAGCUCCUGAGGCUGCACUAUAUGGUCGAUUUACAAUAAAGUCUGAUGUAUGGUCUUUUGGAAUUCUGCAGACAGAACUGGUAACAAAGGGCAGAGUGCCAUAUCCAGGUAUGGUGAACCGUGAAGUGCUGGAACAGGUGGAAAGAGGAUAUAGGAUGCCUUGCCCUCAGGGCUGUCCAGAAUCCCUGCAUGAAUUGAUGAAUCUUUGUUGGAAGAAGGACCCUGAUGAAAGACCAACAUUUGAAUAUAUUCAGUCCUUCUUAGAAGACUACUUCACUGCUACAGAGCCACAGUACCAGCCAGGAGAAAAUUUAUAA